Penicillium soppii is the source of this 5442-nucleotide messenger RNA. RefSeq names its product HECT-type E3 ubiquitin transferase UFD4. The record is from RefSeq and is a predicted model, not a curated record. The transcript is spliced from 4 exons. Bases 1 to 5442 code for a protein of 1813 amino acids. Gene Ontology annotation, molecular function: ubiquitin protein ligase activity. Lineage: Eukaryota; Fungi; Ascomycota; Eurotiomycetes; Eurotiales; Aspergillaceae. Gene Ontology annotation, cellular component: nuclear speck. Gene Ontology annotation, biological process: proteasome-mediated ubiquitin-dependent protein catabolic process; protein polyubiquitination.
AUGUCAUCCAGAAUCACUCGCUCCUCCGCGAGACUUGCUACCGACCCCCCUCCUGUUGAGUCCGAUACACCGCCACAACCCCCGGCCCAGCUUCAUCUCGGAAACGGAAGGCUCCAUCUCGCAACGAUCGACCGGCAGACACCCCAGUUCAGCCAACAGCGCCGUCGCCCCAAAGGAAAACAAAGCGACCGCGGACUGCAGCACCACAAACAGCUCCAUCCACUGGUCCUGUUGCUGCUGUACUCCGUCGAGGCGCCCGCAGUCGUCCAGCCAUGUCACAACCAGGACCGUCUUCUCGGCCAUCGGAGGACUCGUCCAUACCCACAACGACCCCGCAGCCGUCACGGCGCAAGUCCAGCCGCAACGGUGAGUUUUCGUGAAGAGAAACACGGUCUUCCAAAAUUGGAACGUCACGGGACAGCACAGUCUCCACCACCCCGACGUCAGAAGAGGCGAUUUGCAAAACAGAAUCCCGAUGUCAUGAUGCGAGAUGCGGAGGGGGAGGACGAGGAGGAGGAGCAUAGUGAAGAGGAUAAAGAUGAACACGAAGAGGAACAUGAGUCUCCCACGGGUCAGAGCAACGAUGGAAUCAAUCCCUCGGCCUUCGAGGAUGACGGUGACUUGGACCCGUUCCACAGCAGUCUUUUUGGUGGUCGAGCGCCCAUGGGACUGGAGACCACACUUCGUGCGCUCAGUGGAAUGAUGUCCGGCUCCGGCUCUACACGAUUUCGGGAUAUUCUCUGCAACCUGAGGGCCAAGGAUGAUCCUUCCCUUCAACUGAUUGCCCUCCAAGAGUUAUCGGAUACCUUGCUUAUCUCCAAUGAGGACAACCUAGCGGGGCAAUUCUCUCCUGACCCAUAUGUGAAGGAGCUCGUGGCCCUGAUGCAACCAAAUCAAUUCGGCGAGGAGAACCCAGAGAUUAUGCUUCUUGCAUGUCGGUCCCUUGCUAACUUGAUGGAGGCUCUGCGGGGCUCCGUUGCCAAUGUUGUAUAUGGAGGUGCUGUGCCAAUUCUUUGUCAGAAGCUUUUGGAUAUACAAUUUAUCGAUUUAGCCGAGCAGGCCUUGAGUACCUUGGCCAAGAUCUCCGUCGAUUUCCCCGCCUCCAUUGUGCGGGAAGGCGGAUUGACGGCUUGUCUCACCUAUCUGGACUUCUUCCCUACCAGCACUCAGCGCACAGCUGUGUCGACGGCUGCUAAUUGCUGUCGCAACCUGCCCCAUGAUUCGUUCCCUGUGGUGCGGGAUGUUAUGCCCACUUUACUUAACGUGCUUUCGAGCAAUGAUCCUAAGGUCGUGGAGCAAGGGUGCCUCUGUGUAUCCCGAAUUGUCGAGAGUUUCAAACAUCGGCCUGAGAAUCUCGAGGAACUUAUCGAGCCUGCGAUGCUCAAAGCAAUUUUGAGACUUCUGUUGCCGGGAACAACCAACCUCAUAGGUCCACAUAUCCACACGCAAUUCCUACGGGUAUUAGCCAUCACCUCGAAGACAAGCCCGCGGCUGUCAAACGAGCUCCUCAAAAUGGAUGUAGUGGAUACUCUGUAUCAGAUCUUGACUGGCGUGUCUCCUCCACAGGACAUUGAUAACACAGCUGUCAAGAUGGAUAGCGUUCUGGUCAUGCAGGCAUUGAUCCAUCGGCCUCGAGAGCAAGUCUUUGAAACGCUGAAUGUGAUCUGUGAGCUCCUGCCUGGUGUUCCUAGCCGGGAUGCAUCGAAGACAGACAACCUGCUGAGCACGUACUUUGAUAGCCAUAUGUCCAUCGGCCUGAGAUCUCCAAAAACUAAAGAGGCCGUGGAAGAAAGACGGUCGUUGCUCGUUAACUGCAAGAAUGAACUGAAGCGUUUUGCGAUGAUCCUGUUCCCCACUCUGACCGAUGCUUACUCAAGCACAGUUAAUCUGCAUGUCCGCCAGAAGGUUCUGAUUGCACAGCUUAAGAUGCUGCACAUUUUGGAACCCUCUUUGAUCGAGGAUGCUCUUCGCACUGUCCCCUACGCCUCAUUCCUGGCUUCCAUUCUCUCCCAAAAGGACCACCCCUCUCUUGUGUCUUUGGCACUGCGAUGCGCCGAGCUUUUGUUCCAGCGGCUUGAAAAUGUCUACCAACAUCGAUUCCACCGCGAAGGAGUCAUUUCUGAGAUUCUCAAGCUCUCCGAAGGUUCUCUGUCCGGCGACAGUGAAAUUGUUGAUUCAUCUGAUCCCACGCAUUCCGAUACCACUGCAGAAACUUCGCGCAGGGCUCACGCAGAUACUGCAGCCGAGAGAGACGACGAUGGCCAUGAGAAUGAAGAUGCUGGUGACUAUGAUGAUGAUGGCGACGAAGACGACGAUGGCGAAGACAUGUCUGAUUCCGAGGAUGAAUCUGUCUCAGCUCCGCGCAAUCUGCAGAAGAUGGACAAUGCCCUCAAUGACGUAGUCAUCCGAGACGCCCAGGCUUUCCUUGAGGUUUAUGAGGCUAGUCAUGGUGAAACCGUUCGAGAAGAAGCAGUACGGAUCUUGACAGCGCUCAAAGCCCUGGCAUCGGAAGUGGGGUCUUGUUAUAAGCGUGGUGGCGAUGGCGGUCUCCCGUUAUUCAAACAGCUGGCUUCAUAUUUCGACGGAGACGCUUUGGAGAGCAUCACCAGCUCCGAGUUACUGAACUCGGGCAUUAUCCAGGUUCUUUUGGACGUUCUUGGAAACUACCAAGCACCCUCUAUCCGUAAUGCCCGAGCUGCCUUUUUGAAGGCUUUCAUGGGUGUUUCAAUCUCAGACAAGGCACAAAGUCAGAGCACAGCCACGACUCCUUUCAGCGUGCUUAUCCGCAAAUUGCAAGAUUUGCUCAGCAGAAUGGAACAUUUCGAGGUCCUUACGAUCAGUCACAACUCGCUUGAAAACACCCGCAGCAAUGCCACAUACAUGCUCUCUAAACAGCUGCGGCUCAAGUUGGUUGCUGAUGAGGCCUCAUCGGUUCCCCGCCCUUAUCGCAACAUUAUGGUGUCGAUCCAUGCUAUUGCCCCAUUCCAUGCUCUCAAUGAUUUCCUUCACCCGCGAAUCGCGAUAGCUGAAAAGCCCCGCUCUUCUCGCACCAGCAGAGAUGCCCUCCUCGCUCAGAUCGCGACCGCCUCACGACUACGUGAUGAGAUGGCUUCGGGGUCUGGAUUGCUGUCGGGCCAUGGAGCCCAACAUGGUACCAAUGCAGAUCCUUCGACAGAUGGCCAUACUUCCCCUAGCGCACGGCACCGACCCAACCGACCAGCGCAGCCUCAGGAGGAGGACGAUGAAGAAGAGCACGAUGGCGAGCCACUUGAAUGUGCCGACGAGAGGCAAUUGGCUGAUGAUGACGAACACGAUCCCGAUGAGGACGAGGAGGAGGAGCUCAACGCCAUCGAUGAUCUUGACGAGGACCUGGAAGAAGACAACAUCUCUGACCCUUCAGCUGUCAACAUGGAGGUUGGAUCCGGAGGCAAGGUAACGGCUCGCAAGGAAGAUGGUACCCGGGUUGGAACCCCAUCCCAGUCUACGGGCGGAUCCAAGGCUUCUUCGUCAGCGCCCAACCCACCAUCUCACUCUCGCUCUAACAGCUCAUUGGCCACCGCUGGGCGUCCGUUCUCGUCCUACGCUGCUGCCACUGCAUCGGUCCCCCAGGAUUGGCACCUCGAAUUUUUCGUGGAUGGUAAGAGUGUCAAUCUAGACACAACCAUCUACCGAGGUGUUCAUCACGACCGCGAGGAUUUGGAUGAGACCAAUGCUAAGAAUGUUUGGUCUUCUGUCCACACUAUUACAUACAAGCGUGUUCCUGGCCCGCCGCCGCCAGAGCCCUCAACCCUGACCUCAACCACCCAAGGCAGCUCUACCCAGGGAGAUAUCCUUGACAUCCCGGCAUCCCUCAACAAAGAUCCCACAACUGCAUCCAUUAUUCGCUUGCUCCGCGUCUUGUACGAAAUGAACGCAACCAUUGAUGAUAUUCUGACAGACGUCAAAGACUCAGCGACUAUCACUUCCGAGCCCUUGGCCCAGUUUAUAAACACUAAGCUUACAGCUAAGAUCAACCGGCAGCUAGAGGAGCCUUUGAUUGUGGCAAGUGAUUGUCUCCCGAGUUGGAGCGAAGACCUGGCGAGGCUCUUCUCUUUCCUCUUCCCAUUCGAGACAAGACAUCUUUUCUUGCAGUCCACUGCUUUCGGUUACUCGCGGGCAAUGUUGAAAUGGCAGGCCUCUCUCAAUGGUGAGGAUAACCGACGGGACAUACGUCGCGACGAUCGUCCAUUCAUGGGAAAGCUGCAGCGCCAAAAAGUGCGAAUCUCCCGUACUCGCAUCCUUGAUUCUGCGUUGAAGGUCAUGGAGCUUUAUGGAUCAUCCCCAAGCAUUCUUGAAAUUGAAUAUUUCGAAGAAGUCGGCACUGGAUUGGGACCAACUCUUGAAUUCUAUUCUACUGUAUCUAAAGAGUUCUCCAGAAGGAAGCUCAAGAUCUGGAGAGACUCUGAUGGUAGCUCCACUGCGGAAUAUGCUUUCGGCAAGCGUGGCCUGUUUCCAGCACCAAUGAGUGACCAGCAAAUAGCACAGGACUACGGCAAGAAGCAGCUGAAUCUUUUCAAAGUUCUCGGAAAGUUUGUCGCCCGCUCCAUGCUUGACUCCCGGAUCAUCGACAUCUCGUUCAACCCCGCAUUUUUCCGUAUCGCGGACACAAUGUCCUCUGUUGCCCCAUCCCUGGGCACAGUUAAGGCAGUGGAUCACGAUCUGGCCAAAUCUCUGAUCAUGCUCAAGCAAUUCGUGCAUGAGAAGAAUGCAGUGGAACAGGACGAGCACCUCUCGCCAAACCAGAAAGCCGAGGCUCUGCAAGAUAUCGUCGUUCAUGGUGUUAAGGUUGAUGACUUGGGUUUGGAUUUCACACUGCCUGGAUACCCCUCCAUCGAGUUGAUCCCAGGUGGCACCGAUGUUCCAUUAACUAUUGAGAACGUUGACACUUAUAUCGACCGAGUGAUCGAUAUGACAUUGGGCAGUGGUGUCCGUCAUCAAGUGGAAGCCUUCCGCGCGGGCUUCUCCCAAGUGUUCCCUUACUCCUCUCUCAGCGCGUUCACCCCCAGCGAGCUUGUGAUGCUUUUCGGACAAGCCAAGGAAGACUGGUCUAUCGAGACUCUCAUGGAUUCCAUCAAGGCCGACCACGGCUUCAAUAUGGAUAGCCGCAGCGUGCGGAACCUGCUGCAGACUAUGAGCGAGCUGGACAAUCAGCAACGCCGAGACUUCCUUCAGUUUGUCACCGGUAGCCCCAAGCUCCCAAUUGGAGGAUUUAAGAGUUUGACUCCCAUCUUCACCGUCGUGUGCCGCCCAAGCGAACAUCCAUAUACACCUGAUGACUACCUCCCCAGCGUCAUGACAUGUGUCAAUUACCUAAAGCUGCCAGACUACAGCGAUUUGGAAACCCUGAAGAGACGUCUUGCUCUCGCCAUUAAGGAAGGCCAAGGCGCAUUCCAUCUUUCUUAA